AUGUCAGGGAAAAAGAAGAGGAAGUUGAAAUUGUUAAGUGAUACUAUCGCUAAUAGCAAAAGGGGAGCAACAGAGGUGAAAAAUGAUAAUUUGGAGUUGCAAUCAUGGUCUGAUCUCCCUGCAGAACUCUUAGAAAUAAUCAUGUGUAGUUUAGCCCUAGACGAUAAUGUUCGUGCGUCUGUGGUUUGUAAGAGUUGGAAUUCUGUUGCCAAUUCUGUACGUGUGGUUAACCAAUCGCCGUGGUUAAUGUAUUUUCCGAAAUUUGGUCAGUGGUAUGAGUUCUAUGACCCUGUGCAGCGGAAGACUUAUUCCCUGGAGUUUUCAGAGCUGAAUGGAUCUAGAGUUUGUUAUACAAAAGAUGGUUGGUUACUGCUAUACCGGCCAAGAACUGACCGAGUGUUUUUCUUUAAUCCCUUUACUCGGGAGAUCAUCAAAAUGCCAAGAUUUGAGAUGACAUACCAGAUAGUUGCUUUCUCCUGUGCUCCAACAUCACCUGACUGCGUGCUGUUCACUGUUAAGCAUGUAAGUCCUACUGUUGUGGCCAUCAGCACAUGUCACCCCGGGGCAACUGAGUGGACAACUGUUAAUUACCAAAACCGCCUGCCCUUUGUCAGUAGCAUAUGGAAUAAGCUUGUGUUUUGUAAUGGACUUUUUUAUUGCCUGAGUCUAACAGGUUGGUUAGGGGUAUUUGAUCCAUCUGAACGGACUUGGAGUGUUCUAUCAGUACCUCCGCCCAAAUGCCCAGAGAAUUUUUUCGCCAAAAAUUGGUGGAAGGGGAAAUUUAUGACCGAGCAAGAAGGAGAUGUUAUAGUAAUUUAUACUUGUUCUAGUGAAAACCCUAUUAUUUUCAAGUUAGAUCAGGCAUUAAUGGAAUGGGAAGAGCUAAAAACACUAGAUGGAGCAACUCUUUUUGCUAGUUUCUUGUCUUCUCAUUCAAGGACUGACCUCUCUGGAAUAAUGAGGAACAGUAUCUACUUUUCUAAAGUUCGUUUUUAUGGAAAGCGUUGUGUAUCGUUCUCUCUUGACGACUAUCGAUACUAUCCUCGUAAGCAGUGGCAUGACUGGGGCGAACAAGACCCUUUUGAAAGCAUAUGGAUUGAACCACCAAAGGACUUCUCCGGAUUCACAUGA
Messenger RNA from Lathyrus sativus (Indian pea), 1131 nucleotides. Lineage: Eukaryota; Viridiplantae; Streptophyta; Magnoliopsida; Fabales; Fabaceae. The record is from the annotation of a GenBank genome assembly.